UCCCUUAACUUUAAUUCUAUCCCUUUCUUUCUACCCUCAUCAUCAGCUAUAUAAGAUAGAAUUGAAGAUACAUAGAUCCAUACUCCUCCGAUCCGUGAAAGAAGGGAAGUUAAUAUACUCCAUUUUCAUAAGCUUGAAGAUCUGAUCUGUGGUGGGUAGAUCGAUGGUGAGGGAGAAGAUAAAUAUUAAGAAGAUCGACAGCCUAACGGCCCGGCAGGUGACGUUCUCGAAGAGGAGAAGAGGGCUCCUCAAGAAGGCGGAGGAGCUCGCCGUCCUCUGCGACGCCGGCCUCGCUCUCAUCAUCUUCUCCGCCACCGGAAAGCUCUUCCAAUUUGCUAGCUCCAAUAUGAAUGAUGUGCUCGAAAAGUACAAAUUACACUCGAGCAACCUUGGAGAAUCAAGCCAGCCCUCUCUUGAACUUGAGGCAGAAGAAGGCCUUCAUGGAGCAGUAACCAAGGAGGUUGCAGACAUGAUGGCUUAUGAGCUAAGGAACCUAAAGGAGGAGGACCUUGAAGGAUUAAGCUUUGAGGAACUAUAUGAGUUGGAGAAAAAGCUUGAAGAUGAAUUGUCACGUGUGAUAGAGAUUAAGGGUAAAAGAACUAUGGCCGAGAUUGCCAAUCUUGAAAGAAAGGAUACUGAGUUGAUGGAAGAAAAUCAACGAUUGAAGCAAAAGAUGGAAAGCAUAAAUGACAGGCAAUCAUCGGAGUCCACCACCGCAACUUUCGCCUGCAGUAGUGGCACAUCACUGCUUGAAGACGAUUGUUAGGUCCCUGUUUUCUAAUCUAUAAAAUGUAUGUAUGGAAGAUAGAUCUGGGAAUGAAGCUUUCCAUUGAUGUAAUGAAGAAGUUUACAGAAUGAUGAACAAUUUAGCGUAAAACUUCUAUCACCGAUUAGGCACUGCGGUCCCUGUUUUCUAAUCUAUAAAAUGUAUGUAUGGAAGAUAGAUCUGGGAAUGAAGCUUUCCAUUGAUGUAAUGAAGAAGUUUACAGAAUGAUGAACAAUUUAGCGUAAAACUUCUAUCACCGAUUAGGCACUGCGGCACUAGAAUGUUAUGAAAAGCUUAACCUAGCCUUUCCCUUAAGGCAUAUUUAUAGCCUGACGGGAAAGGUAGGUUUUACAAUCAUUUGGGCUCCUUUAUCUAGGAGGCCCAUACCUAAAAAGGUAUAAAACCUUUAUUACAAAAUUGCCUUAACAGGCCUAUUCAUUAUUCUAGCUAACUAUAAACUAGCAAAGUAACAUUGAUCACAA
Cuscuta epithymum is the source of this 1248-nucleotide messenger RNA. The record is from the annotation of a GenBank genome assembly. NCBI's taxonomy places the organism in Eukaryota, Viridiplantae, Streptophyta, Magnoliopsida, Solanales, Convolvulaceae.